Acomys russatus (golden spiny mouse) is the source of this 3231-nucleotide messenger RNA. RefSeq names its product epithelial cell transforming 2 (gene Ect2). Gene Ontology annotation, cellular component: cell cortex; nucleus. Bases 182 to 2923 code for a protein of 913 amino acids. NCBI's taxonomy places the organism in Eukaryota, Metazoa, Chordata, Mammalia, Rodentia, Muridae. The record is from RefSeq and is a predicted model, not a curated record. The transcript is spliced from 25 exons. Gene Ontology annotation, biological process: regulation of cytokinesis, actomyosin contractile ring assembly; nervous system development; activation of GTPase activity. Gene Ontology annotation, molecular function: GTPase activator activity; guanyl-nucleotide exchange factor activity.
UCUUAGAGAGAGCGGCUGCAUUUUUGAAUCGGCGGCGGCAGCCUCCCUCGAGCCAUGGCGGCGCCAGUGAGGAGAGUCGGUGUCUGAGGAGCAUUAGCCAAGGGCCGCGCCGGAGUGGUUCCUUUUUUUUUUAUAUCUGAGCGUGGUGAGGACUGCGGGCCUUCAUAAAAUAGUAUAAACAAUGGCUGACAACAGUGUAUUAAUAUCUCCUACUGAGAUAACCGGCUUGGCAGACUCUUCCAUUUUUGAUUCUAAAGUUACUGAAACUUCCAAAGAACACUUGUGCAUGGCAUCUACUUCAAACGUUGAUGAGGAAAUGCCUCAGGUUGAAGCCAGAGUGGUUAUGGUCCAGGAAGCUGGGGAACAAGAAGAGCUCGUCAAGGCCGUGAAGACUGUUAAGAUAAUGGAAGUCCCCGUUAUAAAGAUAAAAGAAAGUUGUCCUGGAAAAUCGGAUGAAAAAUUAAUAAAAAGUGUAAUUAAUAUGGAAAUUAAAGUGCCCUGUGUGAAGAUGGACUCAAUGGAAGAAUUUGGAAGUUUGGAUUCGCCAGAAUUUGAGAAUAUUUUUGUAGUCACUGACUUUCAGAGUUCUGUCUUCAAUGACUUAUACAAGACUGACUGUAGAAUUGUUGGGCCACCAGUUAUACUCAACUGUGCACAGAAGGGAGAGCCUUUGCCGUUUUCCUGCCGGCCGCUGUACUGUACAAGCAUGCUGAACCUCGUGCUGUGCUUCGCUGGCUUCAGGAAGAAGGAGGAGCUCGUCAAGUUGGUGACAUUGGUUCAUCAUAUGGGUGGAGUUAUUAGAAAAGAGUGUAAUUCCAAAGUAACACAUCUAGUGGCAAAUUGUACACAAGGAGAAAAAUUCAGGGUUGCUGUGAGCCUGGGUACUCCAAUUAUGAGGCCAGAAUGGAUUUAUAAAGCGUGGGAAAGACGGAAUGAACAGUGUUUCUGUGCAGCAGUUGAUGAGUUUAGAAAUGAAUUUAAAGUUCCUCCAUUCCAAGAUUGUGUUUUAAGUUUCCUGGGGUUCUCAGAGGAAGAGAAGCGCAGUAUGGAAGAGAUGACUGAAAUGCAAGGAGGUAGCUGUUUACCAGUUGGGGACGAAAGGUGCACUCACCUUAUUGUUGAAGAGAGCACAGUAAAAGAGCUUCCAUUCGAACCUUUGAAGAAACUUUUUGUUGUCAAGCAAGAGUGGUUCUGGGGAAGCAUUCAGAUGGAUGCUCGUGCUGGAGAAACUAUGUAUUUGUUUGAAAAGGCUAACACUCCUGAGCUCAAGAAAUCAGUGUCUCUGCUGUCUCUAAAUACCCCAAAUAGCAACCGCAAAAGACGAAGACUGAAAGAAACACUGGCUCAGCUCUCCAGAGAGGCUGACCUCUCACCUUUCCCUCCCCGUAAGCGGCCCUCAGCAGAACACUCCCUCUCUAUUGGAUCGCUCCUCGAUAUCUCCAAUACACCUGAGUCUAGCAUGCACUAUGGAGAAACACCCAAGUCUUGUACUAAGUCUUCUAGAAGUUCUACUCCUGUUCCUCCAAAGCAGUCAGCCAGGUGGCAAGUGGCAAAAGAACUCUAUCAGACCGAGAGUAAUUAUGUAAAUAUACUGGCAACAAUUAUUCAGUUAUUUCAGGUACCCUUAGAAGAAGAAGGGCAGCGUGGUGGACCUAUUCUUGCACCUGAGGAGAUCAAGACUAUUUUUGGGAGCAUUCCAGAUAUCUUUGAUGUACAUAUGAAGAUAAAGGAUGAUCUUGAAGACCUUAUUGUCAACUGGGACGAGAGCAAAAGCAUUGGUGACAUCUUUCUUAAAUAUUCAAAAGAUUUGGUAAAAACCUACCCUCCAUUUGUUAACUUCUUUGAAAUGAGCAAGGAAACAAUUAUUAAAUGUGAAAAACAGAAGCCCAGAUUUCAUGCUUUUCUCAAGAUAAAUCAAGCUAAACCAGAGUGUGGACGACAGAGCCUUGUGGAACUUCUCAUUCGGCCAGUACAGCGGCUACCCAGUGUUGCUUUACUUUUAAAUGAUCUUAAGAAGCAUACAGCUGAUGAAAAUCCUGACAAAAGCACUUUAGAAAGAGCUAUUGGCUCAUUAAAAGAAGUGAUGACACAUAUCAAUGAGGAUAAGAGAAAAACAGAAGCACAGAAGCAAAUUUUUGAUGUUGUUUAUGAAGUAGACGGAUGCCCAGCUAAUCUAUUAUCUUCUCAUCGAAGUCUAGUACAAAGGGUGGAAACAGUUUCUUUAGGCGAACAUCCGUGUGACCGAGGAGAGCAGGUCACUCUCUUUCUCUUCAAUGACUGCCUCGAGAUAGCGAGAAAACGGCAUAAAGUUAUUGGUACUUUUAGAAGUCCUCAUGACCGCACCCGGCCGCCGGCUUCUCUGAAGCACAUUCAUCUAAUGCCUCUUUCUCAGAUUAAGAAGGUGGUAGACAUCAGAGAGACAGAAGAUUGUCAUAAUGCUUUUGCCCUGCUUGUGAGGCCACCAACAGAGCAGGCCAACGUUCUGCUCAGCUUCCAGAUGACAGCAGAUGAACUUCCAAAGGAAGACUGGUUGAAGAUGCUGUGUCGACAUGUUGCCAACACCAUUUGUAAAGCAGAUGCUGAGAAUCUUAUGUACAUGGCUGACCCAGAAUCUUUUGAAAUGAAUACAAAAGAUAUGGAUAGUACUUUGAGUCGAGCAUCUAGAGCAAUAAAAAAGACUUCAAAAAAGGUUACAAGAGCAUUCUCGUUUUCCAAAACUCCCAAGAGAGCGCUGCGGAUGGCUCUUUCAUCAUCCCAUAGUUCAGAGGGAAAAAGUCCUCCCAGCAGUGGCAAACUUGCUAUGAGCCGGCUGUCCAGCACAUCGUCCUUAGCAGGUAUCCCAUCGCCCUCCCUUGUCAGCCUCCCUUCUUUCUUUGAACGAAGAAGUCAUACAUUAAGUAGAUCCACAACUCACUUGAUAUGAAACUUAAAACCCAGGGACCUCACACUUCAAUAAGAUGCUGACUUAAAUGGUACUUUUAAUUAGCACUUGGUGAAAGUUAUGAAGAAGAUAAGUAACACUAACCAAUGCCAUUUUGUUUCCUUAAAAACAUUUUUCAAGAUAAUCUAUGUAAAAAAAAAAAUACUGAUUUUGAUGUAAUUUAUCUCUUUGUUUGAAUCUCACAUCUAAAGACCAGUAACUUAAGUUAUUCAUGAUAAUCAGUAGCUUUGUAACCCUGAGACAGUAAACUUUAUUAGUGGGUGCAAAAUACUAUUGUGUAUUUGUAUAGU